UCUUCUUACUUGUUAAUGAGUAAAAGAAUUAGUCAAAUUACACAUUUUCAAUUCUAAAAACAAAAUAGGUAAGACAAGAAAACCAAUAAUAAUUACUGAAAGAGAUAGAACUGUAAAGCCAGUCUGACGUGGGACCCAACUUACGUUCUCUUCUAAUCUCUACAGAUCAUAUCGUUCGCUGGCACCUUCAUUCACCAAACAAUACACCGCUUCUUUCGAUCAUCAUUCAUCUCGUUUCCAUCUCUUUAUCUCUUUUAUUUUUGUUAAAUUCUAAAAACAGAAAAAGUCAUGAUUAUUCAUCAAUCAUCACAAUAAUACAAAUAAGGAAGUAUGUAUCUAGUCACCCUUUCUCUGUUAGCAAGAUGAGCUUCUGCAAAAGAAGUUUUCACUCUUUCCUUGGCCAGAAUAAUACCAAUACGAUGCCAUUUAACAAUGAUCAGCCAUGUGAAUCCAUAUUCGGUUUGAAAACGCUAUCUCACCAUCGGUCCGGUUCAUCAGAGAAUGGGUUAAUGUUGUGUACAGAGUAUCUAGGGUUCGAGAGUUACGACAUGAGGAUGUCAGAUAACGAGGUUGAGGAAAAGAUGACGUGUCAUGCGGAGGCGAUAACGGAAAGGGUCGAAACAAAGAGGAAGAAGACGAAGGAGGAGAAUGUUGUGGCUACGUCGAGAGAUCGUAAGAAUCAAUUUCCCCCGCCGCUCUCGUCUUUGAACGCCCGAGGAGAGCGUUCUUUUUAUCUCCGGCCGGUGAGGAAAGACGGUAGAUUGGAACUUACACGAGUUAUGAUCGACCGACCAGAGAUCUUUCAUGCUUCUCGAGCAAAUGGACGGCUGCGAUUACAUCUUGUUGGUGGCAUUUACGAUGGAAAUUUGCAACGGCAAAAGGGUGUUGACAAUCCCAUAAGAGCUUCUUGUGAUUCCGAAGAAGAAACCAUGGACUUAGAAGACGAACCUAAGGGUCUAGAUCGGCUUCAUUUGGAAUCUAGGUUAGAGAUUUAUAAAGAUAAUGAUGCGGCAUGUGAUCAAGUGGUGGCUUUAUCGAUGACCAAUGAUAAUAGUGGUGCAAGGAGUCUAAGAUGUAAAAGUAAACAUGAGGUUUUGUUGAAUAGUGAUGAUGAUGUUGCACAUUUCGAUGAUGAGCAUGAUCCAAGAGAAUGGAGGUAUAAGUAUUGUACCAAGAGUAGGAACUAUGAUGAGAACGAUUAUCAUCGUCGUCAUAUUCAUCAUCAUAUUCAUCCCUACCAUCACUAUAGUAGUAACAAUAACAUGCAUUUAUGGAGCCGGUCGUACGUGAAGACCAUGUGAGGCUAUCAAUGUUCAACGUGGCGGAUUGAAAAUGAAGACAAAAUAUUUCUAUUUAAAAAAAAAGAAGAGACAGCUAUUUUGCUUUGGAUUCUCCGUUGUGUAUGUUUCGAUUCGGAAAGUCAGAGUGUUGGGUCUAAUAUAAAGACUAUAUUUAAAUUCAACGAUAUGUAUUCGUGUGACG
This is a messenger RNA of Eutrema salsugineum, 1482 nucleotides long. RefSeq lists its product as uncharacterized. Lineage: Eukaryota; Viridiplantae; Streptophyta; Magnoliopsida; Brassicales; Brassicaceae. The transcript has a single exon. Bases 363 to 1301 code for a protein of 312 amino acids. The record is from RefSeq and is a predicted model, not a curated record.